Messenger RNA from Aphidius gifuensis, 1028 nucleotides. It is a transcript of the gene WRNexo, whose product is annotated as Werner Syndrome-like exonuclease. Gene Ontology annotation, molecular function: nucleic acid binding; 3'-5' exonuclease activity. Bases 137 to 991 code for a protein of 284 amino acids. The transcript has 6 exons. Gene Ontology annotation, biological process: nucleobase-containing compound metabolic process. Lineage: Eukaryota; Metazoa; Arthropoda; Insecta; Hymenoptera; Braconidae. The record is from RefSeq and is a predicted model, not a curated record.
AGUUGGCAGCAGUUGGCAGUUUCCACUCUACAGUCUACAUACUUCAGUCUACUUUCUGCUGAUUGCUGAAGUAAAUAUGUACACAAACAAUUAAUCACAAUUAAUAAAACUGAAUAAACAAUUUUGUAAGUGAUAAAUGCACGGAUUUAAAAAAAAAAAAAAAUCUAUUCACGAAUUUCACUUUUACCAUCAUUAUAUAAUGUCUCCGCCCGUAUCAUUUAAAGUACCUCAACUGAAAGAUGAGAUUAAAAUAGAUAGCAAGAGUGAAGUCAUCAGACGAUCAUCACGUCUUUUACCAGAUCAUUUGAAAGAGAAAUUAAAGGAAGAAAAAAUUAUUGAAAAAGAUCCAGACAUAUCACAACUCAAUGAGAUUAUUUUUGAUGGAAAAAUUUAUUAUACAACAGACUUUGAAGGCUGUGCUUCACUCUGUGACCAAAUAAUUUCAAGAAUAAAUAAACAUCCAGACAGUAUUGUACCAAUUGGAUUUGAUUUGGAGUGGCCAUUUAGUUUUCAAACUGGUUCUGGUAAAACUGCAUUAGCACAAGUAUGUGUCUCUAAAAAUACUUGUCAUUUAUUUCACAUUUACAAAUUUGAAAAAUUACCAUUGGCUUUUAUACUACUUUUGAGUCAUCCAAAAGUUAAACUAGUCGGAAUUAAUAUUAAAAAUGAUGUAUGGAAAUUAUCUCGUGAUUUUAAAGAAUUUCCUGGUCAAAAGGUUGUAGAUAAUAAUUGUAUUGAUUGUGGACCAUUUGCAAAUCAGGUUUAUAAAAGAUCAUGUCGUUGGAGUCUUGCUAAUUUAACAGCAUAUAUUCUUAAAAAAAGAAUAAGCAAAGAUGAUAAAGUAAGAAAAAGUAAAUGGCAUAUUUUACCUCUAAGUGAAGAACAAAAAACAUAUGCAGCAACAGAUGCUUAUGUUUCAUUGAUAUUGUAUCUGACAAUUCAACAAAAACAAAAAGAAAUUGAAGAAAAAGAUAAGCAGGAAGAUAAUUAAGCAUAAAUCAAAAUUAAUUAUUUAUACUAUUUUAUAA